Molecule: messenger RNA, 1224 nt
Organism: Aspergillus thermomutatus
Lineage: Eukaryota; Fungi; Ascomycota; Eurotiomycetes; Eurotiales; Aspergillaceae
Product: serine hydrolase domain-containing protein
Exons: 1
Coding region: 1-1224 (407 amino acids)
Source: RefSeq, a predicted model, not a curated record
AUGGUCGACGACAUCGAGACUAGCUUCCAGGCCGCCAUCGAUGCUGGCAAAAUCAACGGCGCCGUUAUUUGUGCCAUGGACACCGAGGGUCACUUUGUUUACAACCAGGCUCUUGGCGAGCGUACCUUGCUGUCCGGUGAAAAGCGUCCGCAGCAGCUCGACGACGUAUUGUACCUGGCCUCAGCAACCAAGCUGGUCACCACCAUUGCUGCCCUGCAGUGCGUCGAGGAUGGACUACUUACCCUCACUGGUGACCUCUCGUCCGUCGCACCCGACCUCGCUGCCAAGCAGGUCUUAACCGGCUUCUCCGACGACGGCGCAACCCCUCUGCUUGAGCCGCCCGCCCGCCCCAUCACGCUCGAGAUGUUGCUCACUCAUAGCUCGGGCCUCAGCUACCACUUUUUAACCCCACACAUCGCUCAGUGGCGCGAGAAGUUCGCACCUCCACAAGAAGACAAGCGCCUAUCGGUCGAGGAACUGUUCAGCUACCCGCUCGGCUUCCAGCCCGGCGCCGGCUGGAUGUACGGCGCAGGGCUCGACUGGGCUGGCCGCGUGGUGGAGCGGGUGACGGGGCGCACACUCGGUGAAUACAUGCAGCAGCGCAUCUUCAACCCUCUCGGCAUCACCGACGCCCAAUUCUACCCCGUCACGCGCGAAGACCUGCGCCCCCGCCUCGUCGACCUCAACCCGCAGGAUCCCGAUGCUCUCGGUCGUGCUGUGCUCGGCGGCGGGGGUGACAUGAACAAGCAGGGGCGCGGCGACUUUGGAGGCCACGGCCUAUUCAUGUCGGGCACUAGCUACGUCAAAAUCCUUCACUCGCUGCUGGCCAGCGACGGGAAGCUGCUCCGACCCGCCACCAUAGACCAGAUGUUCCAGCAUCGCCUGACUCCCCAAGCGACAGCGGGGCACCAGGCUGCGGUGGCAUCUCCUAUGGGCGUCUUCUUCCGUGUAGGCGUCGACCUGGAGACAAAAAUGGGCCAUGGCCUGGGUGGCCUGCUCACCCUGCAGGAUGUGGAUGGCUGGUACGGGGAUCGUACGCUGACCUGGGGCGGCGGGUUGACAUUGACCUGGUUCAUCGAUCGCAAGAACGGGCUGUGCGGUGUCGGCGCCGUCCAGGCCACGCUGCCAGUGGACAAUGAUGUUGUGGCCGGCCUGAAGCAGACAUUCCGCCGCGACAUUUACCGCAAGCAUGCUGCGUUCAAGGGGGAGCAGCCGUCAUAUUGA